Marasmius oreades (fairy-ring Marasmius) is the source of this 2691-nucleotide messenger RNA. RefSeq lists its product as uncharacterized. NCBI's taxonomy places the organism in Eukaryota, Fungi, Basidiomycota, Agaricomycetes, Agaricales, Marasmiaceae. The transcript has 2 exons. Gene Ontology annotation, biological process: RNA catabolic process; mitochondrial RNA 3'-end processing. Bases 24 to 2561 code for a protein of 845 amino acids. Gene Ontology annotation, molecular function: hydrolase activity, acting on acid anhydrides; RNA helicase activity. Gene Ontology annotation, cellular component: mitochondrial degradosome. The record is from RefSeq and is a predicted model, not a curated record.
CCUUUUCUUAUUUGUGUUCCUUCAUGCUUCAAACUUGCAGACGAUGUCAAUUCAUCUUGAUUUCUGACAUCUCUCAGCAAUUCGCUCUGCAAUAUACUUCUCGACGUUUCAGGUCUGGAGGUCAGGAACAGAAGGACAGUCAAAAAGUUCGACAUUGGCACACCUCAGAAUCGCGGCGAGCUCACCCAUCACCCUCGUCAUCGAAAUCGACAAAAGUCAACAAUUCUUCAUUCUUAUCGACAAAACCACCCAGGCCGGACGAGGUACCUUCCUACCUGAACCCACAUGAUCCACAAAGCAUUGUACAAUUCUUCCGAGUCAAAGCCCCACCUUGGGCAGUGUCUCCGCAUGUUCAACAACGUCUCAUUCAGUUCGGGAUACCCGAGAAGGAGGCACAAAUACUGCUACGAGCGUUCCGCCACUUUGCAGAGAAAAGGGAACAAAUAACGCCAGAAGCUUUUCACCGCUAUGCCAUGGUACGCUUCGCCAAAAUCUCACCCACGGAUACCCCAUCAGAGUACUACGACAUGACCAUGACCAGCGUUUUCUAUGCCUGGGCUACAGAUACCACCCGCUUACCAUCUUCCAAAUACUCAACUCGUGAAACUCACCUUACAUCCCUCGGAGUUUCAUCGAGCACGUUAAAAUCCAUGACCUUGUUCCGUCAAGCUACUUCCAUGCCCUUCCCUGCCGACCGAUAUCCCUCAGCACGUCUGAUGUCUCGCAAAAUCAUCAUGCACGUUGGGCCGACCAAUAGCGGCAAAACUCAUAAUGCCUUGCGCGCGUUAGCUGCAGCAGAGAGGGGUAUUUAUGCUGGACCGCUGCGUUUACUCGCUCACGAAAUCUGGGAGCGGCUGAACACGGGAAAGAUCGUACCUUUGGGCAUUGAGGAGAGUGACGAGACACCACAUUCUGCCCCAUCAUCAUCCAACCUUCCAGUCAACCGUUCCUCAACACUCGGAAAUCCGAAAUAUGCACGUACUUGUAAUAUGGUAACGGGGGAAGAGCGAAGGAUUGUCAGCGAAGACGCUCCACUUCUUAGCUGCACGGUGGAAAUGAUGGCCGUGACCGCAGAGCAUGAAGUUGCUGUGAUAGAUGAGAUUCAGAUGGUCGCGGAUGAGUCAAGAGGGUUUGCUUGGACAGAGGCUCUUCUCAGCGUUCAAGCGAAGGAGGUUCAUUUAUGUGGAGAAGAAACAGCGGUCCCCAUCGUUCAAGAACUCCUCAAAGGAACCAACGACGAGCUGGUCGUCAAUCGAUAUGAACGAUUAACGCCUCUCACAGUCGAAGAGAACAGUCUUGACAGCGAUUACUCGAACGUGCAAAAGGGAGAUUGUAUCGUUGCGUUCUCAAGGACAAGGAUCUUCAGGAUAAAAAAGAAGGUUGAGGAGAAAACGGGCAUGAAAUGUGCAGUUGUCUACGGCCAGCUUCCGCCUGAGCUCAGAAGCAGGCAAGCGGAUCUAUUCAAUGAUCCUGAUACUGGAUACGACGUUAUUAUCGGAAGCGACGCGAUUGGGAUGGGUCUAAACUUGAAAAUACGGCGCGUCGUUUUCGACGCCCUGGAAAAGUUCAAUGGCGAGAUAAUGCGACCCCUCAGCAUUUCACAAACGAAGCAAAUUGCAGGACGUGCUGGCCGAUUUGGACUGGAAACCGAAGGUGGUUUCGUGACGACCCUUCAACCACAGGACUUGCAGAUCCUCAGAGAGACCCUGUCGUACCCCAAUCCACCCCUUCACUCAGCACGCUUCUCUACGAAUUCCAAUUCGCUCGAAGCGGUCAGCCGGAUUUUGCCUGCACACGCGAAAUUGGACACGAAUCUGAUUAUAGAGGCGCACCGAUAUAUUGGCAUUUUAGGCGGUGGAUCCGACGAAACUGCAGAGAGCACGACAAUUUCUCCUGGUUGGAUUCGCUAUGCUGACACUCCCAUAAUUGGGAAGGACGGAACAGUCGCUAGUAUUCUUGAUCGACUCUGCGAUUCCGCGACCCCUGCGAUUCAGGGCGAGACGGACGAGACGGACGAAUGGGCCAGUCGAGGGCCAUCAUUCGCGGAUCGGUUGCUCCUGAUACUAGCUCCUAUUCCCUGGAAGGUCGUCGAGUGCCGCUUGUUUUACGAAAACUUGAUCAAGAACUUCCUUGUCGAUUAUAGCGUAUCCGUCAAGGAACUACUGGAAGUCCCCGGCGAAUGGUUCCUUGACGCAUUGAACGAUGUGGAGAAAGACAUGGAGCGGGUGUUGGUAAAAAAGGGAAAGUCCAAACCCGUUCCGCACGAAGUAAUAAAGAAGCUAGAAGCAUUCCAUCGCGCCUUGGGACUGUAUAAUUGGUUGUCGCUGCGGCAACCAGUGGCUUUCUUCGACACCGAGGCAGUUGAGGAGUUGAAAUUUAGGGUGGAGAAAGCGUUACAGUGGGGCCUGAGCACUAAUACACUGGCGGGUUCGAAGAGGAGGGCGCACGGGACAAUGACGAGAGAUAUGGAGGCGUUGAGAAGUGAAGUCAAGAUUAAGUGGACACCUCAGGAGAGGUCUGCACGCAGGAGUUCACAAAAGACGGUGAUUAGAUUAGAAUAGAUCUUAAAUUAUAGCGUUAUUACUACUUGAUCAUUUAAUGUUUACUCUACUAGCUCAUGAUGCUCAUAGUCAUGCUUAAGCGCCUCUCUAUGUGUCUCUCGGUACCCAUUCAAUUUACAUUUCUCAAGGA